UAGAAUAUAACCCCUAUUGUUUAUUUUAUGAUUUAAGGUAGUUUUUGCAAGUAAAAAAGAAAUGUCUUUGAUUGAAAAGAAAACUCAGUUUCCUCAACUUCAAAAGGAAGCAUGAAUACCAUGCUAAUGUCACCUUUAUUAAAUUUUAAUUUUUAAUAAUGCUUUACAUUUUAAUAUGCUUUAAUAAAGCAUUUAUUAAUAAUGAAGCAUAACAUUCCAGGUAACAAAGAUACCUUGCAAAUAUUAUUAAGAAAAUUAUAAAACAUAGCAACAUGUAGGGAAGUUUCCUGAACAAUUCUUAAGAUUUUUAUAUAUUUUUCAUAAGUAUGACUAAUAUAUUAGAACUAUUUAAAAUUAAUAUUUUAUAUUUAUGUUUGCAGGGAGUAUGCUGGAGGUAAAACCAUGAAGAAGUAGUGGAAAGAAGAAUAAUGUUUUUCCGAAAUCGUUUUCUGUUUCUGUUGGCUUUAGCUGCCUUAUUAGCCUUUUUGAGCCUUAGCCUCCAAUUCUUACAUUUGAUUCCUGUUAAGCCAAUUAAAGAUGAUGGUCUGCAUUCCAAGAAUCGAAAGAGAAUAAUGCCUAAUCCACUAACAGAGUCACCUGCUAUUGAUCCUAUUUAUGAAGCCCAGUUUUAUUGUAAUGUUCCCAGCAUCUCUGAACGCAGUAUGGAAGGUCAUGGACCUCACUAUUUUAAACUGAUAUCUGUUCAUGUACUAAUUCGCCAUGGAGACCGAUAUCCUCUGUAUGCCAUUCCCAGAACAAAACGGCCAGACAUUGACUGUACAUUAAUGCCUAACAG
This is a messenger RNA of Thamnophis sirtalis, 796 nucleotides long. NCBI's taxonomy places the organism in Eukaryota, Metazoa, Chordata, Lepidosauria, Squamata, Natricidae. The record is from RefSeq and is a predicted model, not a curated record.